Molecule: messenger RNA, 866 nt
Organism: Eucalyptus grandis
Lineage: Eukaryota; Viridiplantae; Streptophyta; Magnoliopsida; Myrtales; Myrtaceae
Product: splicing factor, arginine/serine-rich 19
Exons: 1
Coding region: 163-651 (162 amino acids)
Cellular component (GO): nucleus; cytoplasm
Source: RefSeq, a predicted model, not a curated record
UCGUCUCCAUCAUCAUCCUCCUCCUCCUCAUCCUCCAUUCCCGUUCCCCACAUUCCCCUCUCUCUCUCUCUCUAAACCAUAGAUUUCUACCGUCGCUGACGCACGCCUCGACUCCUUCUUCUCCUCCUCCUCCAUCUCCCUCCUCCCUUCGAUCGAAGCUCCAUGGCCGACAGAUCCAGAAGCGCCGCCGCCGCCGCCGCCGCCGCCGCCGGCAGACGCCAGCCCAGCCGUCUCCAGCGCCGCGCCCCGGCCUCCCUCCAGAUCGCCAGCCCGGCCUCCCAGCAGUGGAACGUCGCGAUCCCCCUCCUCUCCCCCCUCGCGUCCUCCCCGACCUCGCCGCCGACGAGGCUCGCCGACCUCCGGUCGUCGUCGGCCGCGCCGGCCCCGGCGGGGCCAGGGCGCGCGAGGACCAGCCGGAGAAGAAGCCGGCGGCGAUCGCGUUCAAGAAGUGGCAGCACCCGGCGGCCCCGUUCUGCUACGAGCCCGCCCCGCGCAAGCCGUCGUUCGUCCCGGGGUGAAGCGCCGGAGUUUUUUUCCUCUGCGCGUGUACAGGAGGGAUUCGUGUCUCACGGGGGGCCGUCUGAUUUAGAUCCGACGGUGCUCGUGCGCUUUCCCCGAAGCGCGCGGGCCGACCGACUGACUUCAAUGUAGCUGCUAUAAGAAAAAUGUAAUUACUAUAUUAUACACCGAAUACGACCCCCCAUUUAUGUUGAUAAUUUGACUUUUGAUGGGGGCGAUUUCGUCUUUUCACGGCGCAGCAACGGGUUUCCUGAGCCUAAUGAUUCAUGGUCGCACCCAAUUUCAUUUUUGCCUUUCUUCCUUGUUUUUUUCUUUCCUUUAAAAUGAAAAUCUCAGGGAUUGUCGUU